This is a messenger RNA of Carlito syrichta (Philippine tarsier), 1272 nucleotides long. Its product is annotated as RAC-gamma serine/threonine-protein kinase. The record is from RefSeq and is a predicted model, not a curated record. Gene Ontology annotation, molecular function: protein kinase activity; ATP binding. The coding region runs from base 133 to 1257 and encodes 374 amino acids. Gene Ontology annotation, biological process: protein phosphorylation. Lineage: Eukaryota; Metazoa; Chordata; Mammalia; Primates; Tarsiidae. The transcript is spliced from 10 exons.
UAUAUAAAAAACUGGAGGCCAAGAUAUUUCCUUUUGAAGACAGAUGGCUCAUUCAUAGGAUAUAAAGAGAAACCUCAAGAUGUGGAUUUACCUUAUCCCCUCAACAACUUUUCAGUGGCAAAAUGCCAGUUAAUGAAAACAGAACGACCAAAGCCAAACACGUUUAUAAUCAGAUGUCUCCAGUGGACCACUGUUAUAGAGAGAACAUUUCAUGUAGAUACUCCAGAAGAAAGAGAAGAAUGGACAGAAGCUAUCCAGGCUGUAGCAGACAGACUGCAGAGGCAAGAAGAAGAGAGAAUGAAUUGUAGUCCAACUUCACAAAUUGAUAAUAUAGGGGAGGAAGAGAUGGAUGCUUCUACAACCCAUCAUAAAAGAAAGACAAUGAAUGAUUUUGACUAUUUGAAACUACUAGGUAAAGGCACUUUUGGGAAAGUUAUUUUGGUUCGAGAGAAGGCAAGUGGAAAAUAUUAUGCCAUGAAGAUUCUGAAGAAAGAAGUCAUUAUUGCAAAGGAUGAAGUGGCACACACACUAACCGAAAGCAGAGUAUUAAAGAACACUAGGCAUCCCUUUUUAACUUCCUUGAAAUAUUCCUUCCAGACAAAAGACCGUUUGUGUUUUGUGAUGGAAUAUGUUAAUGGGGGAGAGCUGUUUUUCCAUUUGUCGAGAGAGCGGGUGUUCUCUGAGGACCGCACACGUUUCUAUGGUGCAGAAAUUGUCUCUGCCUUGGACUAUCUACAUUCUGGAAAGAUUGUGUACCGUGAUCUCAAGCUGGAGAAUUUGAUGCUGGAUAAAGAUGGCCACAUAAAAAUUACAGACUUUGGACUUUGCAAAGAAGGGAUCACAGAUGCAGCCACCAUGAAGACUUUCUGUGGUACACCAGAAUACCUGGCUCCUGAGGUGUUAGAAGAUAAUGACUAUGGCCGAGCAGUAGACUGGUGGGGCCUAGGGGUUGUCAUGUAUGAAAUGAUGUGUGGGAGGUUACCUUUCUACAACCAGGAUCAUGAGAAACUUUUUGAACUAAUACUAAUGGAAGACAUUAAAUUUCCUCGAACACUCUCUUCAGAUGCAAAAUCGUUGCUUUCAGGGCUCUUGAUAAAGGAUCCAAAUAAACGCCUUGGUGGAGGGCCAGAUGAUGCAAAAGAAAUUAUGAGACACAGUUUCUUUUCUGGAGUAAACUGGCAAGAUGUAUAUGAUAAAAAGGUAGGCUCUCUUUAUGGCAUGGUUUGUAUAUAUUUUGGCUACUCUAAAAUGAAUUAACAGCAAAAAAUUUUA